AUGCGACGAGCAGCCCUCCUCGCCCUCUGCUCGGCCGCCCCCGUCCUGGCCGGGCAGGGCAUGACCAUGUCCGCGGACAACAUCGACGAGUACUGCUUCUAUUCGAUCUACACCACGCUCUCGGGGUAUACCUUUGAGGGGAGCGUGACAAUCGAGCAGAAUACAGGCGGUAGCUCGCAUGGGAGUUCGUCGUCGUCGAGUGGGCAGGACUCGUCUUCCUCUUCCUCUUCUUCAUCUUCAUCUUCCACUGACCAUGGCGCGUCUGAUUCGACGUCCUCGUCCUCGUCCUCGUCUUCGUCUUCGUCCUCGUCGACUGAGCACGGCACCUCUUCAACCACCGACACCACGUCCACCCUCCACGGAAGUAGCCGGCGUCUACUCCGCCGCGGCCACGGGGGCGGCGGCACCUCGACAGGCCCCUGCAACAGCACCGUCGAAGUGACAUCCAUGUACGCGAGCGCGAAGGCAUGGUGCAACAAGGCGCAGCUGGCCGUCACGAUCCCCUACUGGCAAGGUCUAUGCGAGAAGAACAGUCUUACGCUUAUGGAUCUCACGGACAUCGAGAGUAAGGUUACGGACGAGUAUAUCGCGGCUCUGCCGAGCAUUGACCCGGAGAUGAACUCUACUACGGCUAUGGGGACGAUUGAUCAGGUGGUGCUCCUGAGUGAGGGUUAUUAUAAGAGGGCUUAUAAGAGUUAUGUGACGCACGACUACGCCCUCAUCAAAGACAAGCGCUUCGGAUGGGGGAUCAUGGGCUACUGGGGCGGGAUCCUCGUGCUCGCAAUGGGCGCAAAGUUCAUCUCGUUUAUCUCGACGCAUCGCCAUGCCUCUCUUUCUCGCUCCGACGCCGAGUCCAGCGGCACCCGCGCCCCAUCCCCCUCCACCUCUACCUGGAAGCCAUUCCACUACCUCAAGACCUACAUCGCCAUCCCAGCCUCCUUCACCCCCCUCCUAAACAACCACCAGCAAGUCCUCUGGCACCACACCAUCCCACGGCGGCUCGACCUGCUCAUCGUCUCCGGCUUCUGGGCCCUCUGCAUCAUCCUCUCGUGCGUCGACUACCAGAGUUUCAGAGGGAAUAUCGAGUACGUUAACGCCCCUUCCCCUUUCCCAUCCCCUAUCUCACCUAUCCCCCCUCCCGGCUCUAACGCGGGCGUGUGCCAGGACCCCAAGCGUCUUCCAGCAGAACUGGCAGCGCUCGUCCGACCGCACGGGGAUCCUCUCGUACGCGUGCCUCCCGUUCCUGUGGCUGUUCGGCGGCCGCAACAAUGUCUUCCUGCAACGAUCCUCAUGUCCUUCAUGCUCGUGCAGUCCAUGACCUACCUGCGAGCAAAGGGAUACGAAACCUUCCUGAUCCUGCAUAUCGUCUUCGCGAUUGUCGUCAUCUACGCUCUUUUCAGACACACCUCCUUCGACGGCACAAAAUGGAACGGCUACCUCUGGCCCAUGGUCGCAAUCUGGGCCUUCGACCGCAGCAUCCGCCUCCUCCGACUCGCCUACUGCAACCUAAACGUGCGGUUCGGGAAACAAUGCACCGGCACGUCCUCGACAGCGCAGUACUUCGCAGACAGCGAUCUGAUAAAGGUGGAACUCACACCCGCAUCAUCGAUCACGCCGCGCCCAGGUCAGCACUACUACCUCUACCAGCCAGUUAGUCUGAAAGGAUGGGAAAACCACCCGUUCACACUGGGCGCAUAUAUCCCUUCUCGAGGGACAAAGGGCGCCGGCACUGGCUCUGUCGCCGGCGCAGCGUCAAAGCUAAUCUUCUACAUCCGGCCCUACGACGGCUGGACAAGGCGGCUGCGCGACCAGUGCCGGAAGUCAAAGUCAGGGGGGGUCAUUCACCCGACACUCCUCCUUGAAGGGCCGUAUGGGCAUGUUGCGCCGCUGCAUGCAUUCGACACGGUGCUUAUGGUUGUGGGCGGGACGGGGAUUGCGGCUGCGGUGCCGUAUCUCAUUGAGCAUGUGUCGCGCUCGAAAUGUGGGAAGACGCGCACGACGCGGAUCAAGCUUGUUUGGUCGGCGCGGACGGAUGAGAUGUUUGAGAGGGUGUUUUGUGGUGAGUUGGCCCGGUUGCUUGGGUGUGGGGAUGUUUCGACGACGUUCUAUUGCACGAGCUCUAAGGGGGCGGUGCCUUUAUUGAAAAUGGAGGAGAGGGAGAAGGAGGCGGACGUUGCGGUCCUUCCUACGGAGAAGACCUCGUUGAGCAGCAAUGUGUCCAGCGAUGAUCAUGAGAUCGUUGGCUCUGAGACGCCGCCUGGUAGCACGACGAACAAGGAAGCUGUUGCGGAGGUCUCGCCCAGGAGCACAGUGGAGUUCCUCGCUGGCCGUCCGAAUGUGCAGGCUAUCGUUGCUGGGGAAGCAGAGGAGGCCAAGGCCAACUCUUCCCGUCUGGCAGUUCUGACCUGUGGACCGGCGCAGAUGGCGGAUGAUUGCCGGCAGACGGUGUACGAGGUGAUGAAGGGCGGAUUCAGGGAUAUCGAGUACUUUGAGGAGGCGUUUGGGUGGUAG
Messenger RNA from Aspergillus mulundensis, 2511 nucleotides. RefSeq names its product ferric reductase family protein. The transcript is spliced from 4 exons. The record is from RefSeq and is a predicted model, not a curated record. Gene Ontology annotation, molecular function: ferric-chelate reductase activity. Lineage: Eukaryota; Fungi; Ascomycota; Eurotiomycetes; Eurotiales; Aspergillaceae. Gene Ontology annotation, biological process: intracellular iron ion homeostasis; iron ion transport; copper ion import. The coding region runs from base 1 to 2511 and encodes 836 amino acids. Gene Ontology annotation, cellular component: plasma membrane.